Oncorhynchus gorbuscha (pink salmon) is the source of this 2206-nucleotide messenger RNA. RefSeq names its product phosducin-like (gene pdcl). NCBI's taxonomy places the organism in Eukaryota, Metazoa, Chordata, Actinopteri, Salmoniformes, Salmonidae. The transcript has 5 exons. The record is from RefSeq and is a predicted model, not a curated record. Bases 327 to 1235 code for a protein of 302 amino acids. Gene Ontology annotation, biological process: regulation of G protein-coupled receptor signaling pathway.
GAGAGGAGCAGCUAAUGGGUUUACUAACAAAGGAAGCUAUUUCUAAUUUCCGGUUUCGGCCAGGCCUUACAUUUGGUUGAAGCAAUCAGGUAGGGUAGGGUGUAACGGUUUUGACUUGCUUGUAGGAGUGCCAGGUAGAUUGUGCCUACCAGAAAAAAUAUUGAUUUCUCCUUUUAGUUUGGGAGGGAAUGAGUUUUUUAUAUAUAAAAAAAUAUCUAACGUUUAACUAGGCAAGUCAGUAAACUACCCCAGCCAAACCGUUACCCGGACGACGCUGGGCCAAGAGUGAUCGAAAUAACGUGUUUCACCAAGUUAGGUGUGAAGUCAUGACAACGUUGGAUGACAAGAUCCUGGGGGAGAAGCUGCAGUACUACUACAGCAGCAGUGAGGAUGAGGAAAGUGACAAGGAGGAUGAUGAGGGGGAGCACAAGACCAUCCGCAACCCAGAUGUACUGGAGCCUGAGCUAGAAUACAGCGCUGACGGUAGUGCCAUCAACACAGGGCCCAAGGGGGUGAUUAAUGACUGGAGGAAGUACAAACAGCUGAAGGUGGAGCAGAAGCAGGAGCAGAAGGAGGAGAUGGAGAGACUCAUCAAGAAGCUGUCCAUGACCUGCCGCUCCGACCUGGAUGACGAAGCCGACGCCAUUAAACAGAAAGAGAUGCAGGACAAGAUCCAACACAAGAUGACCAUGCAGGAGUACAACAUGCUCCAGGAAGACGAGGAUGACGAGGACUUCCUCCAGCAGUACAGGAAGCAGCGCAUCGAGGAGAUGCGCCGGAAGGUGUUGCGCGGUAAGCGCUUCGAGCAGGUCUACGAGCUCAACAGUGGCGAGGAGUUCCUGGAGGCUGUGGACAAGGAGGACAAGGCCUGCCUGGUUAUGAUCCACAUCUACGAGGGCGAGGUGCCUGCCUGCGAGGCAAUGAUGGGCAGCCUGCUGUGCCUGGCACAGGAAUACCCCCUGGUCAAGUUCUGUAGCGUGCGUGGGUUGGUUAUCGGCACCAGUGCCCAGUUCAGGGGCAGCGCCUUGCCAGCACUGCUGGUAUACAAAGGAGGAGACCUGAUUGGGAACUUUGUGCGCAUCACAGACCAGCUAGGAGAGGACUUCUAUGCUGUGGAUGUGGAGGCGCUGCUGCAAGAGUAUGGGCUGCUGCCGGACAAACCUGUCCUUGUCGCAAAGACCAUCCGCAACUGCGCCAUCACACAGAGCGAUGACUCUGACCUUGACAUAGACUAGAGAACAGACCUGCACAUAAAUAGAAACAUAGACUAGAACCCCAAUGUGUACACACACACACACACACAGUCGACAGACUAGAACCCCUACGUACACACACACACACACACAGUCGACAGACUAGAACCUCUAUGUACACACACACACACAGUCGACAGACUAGAACCCCUACGUACACACACACACACAGUCGACAGACUAGAACCCCUACGUACACACACAGUCGACAGACUAGAACCCCUACGUACACACACAGUCGACAGACUAGAACCCCUACGUACACACACAGUCGACAGACUAGAACCCCUACGUACACACACAGUCGACAGACUAGAACCCCUACGUACACACAGUCGACAGACUAGAACUCCUACGUGUACGCACAGUCGACAGACUAGAACCCAUACGUGCGCGCUCACACACACACACGGUCGACAGACUAGAACCCCUAUGUACACACACAGUCAACAGACUACAACCCCUACGUGUACACACACACACACGGUCGACAGACUAGAACCCAUACGUGUACACACACACACGGUCGACAGACUAGAACCCCUAUGUACACACACAGUCAACAGACUACAACCCCUACGUACACACACACAGGGUUGACAGACGGGAACCCCUACGUACACACACAGGGUCGACAGACGGGAACCCCUACGUACACACACAGGGUCGACAGACGGGAACCCCUACGUACACACACAGGGUCGACAGACGGGAACCCCUACGUACACACACAGGGUCGACAGACGGGAACCCCUACGUACACACACAGGGUCGACAGACGGGAACCCCUACGUACACACACAGGGUCGACAGACGGGAACCCCUACGUACACACACACGGUCGACAGACGAGAACCCCUACGUACGCACACACACACACACACUGUCGACAGACGAGAAACCCUACGUGCACACACACAGGGUCGACAGACGGGAACCCCUACGCGCACACA